AUUGGAGACACCGGCCGGCAUCGACGGCUGUUGCGGAGCUCCUUCUUUCGUCGAGUUCGCGUGUGUGCGAAACUCCUUCUGGACACCGCGUUUCUCUUCCUUUUGUCUCGAGGAACGACCGUGAGACCGUUCCGACAGGAGAAGCAGAGUAAGAGAAAAAAGUGUAUUCACUCCGGACAUAUCAUCAGUGUGUCCGAGGUGCUUGGUUGCGCGCGUUUCGCCGUAAACGUCACCGGGCGAGUGUCGAGAGAUCUAUUGAGGUUAUAGUGCGCGUUCGACGGCGAGCACUCGAUUAGCGAGCGAGCAAUCGAUCGAGAAGUUGGUCGCGCCGUCGAGUCGAAAUGCGAAAGUGAACACUUGUCUCGGGGCGAGCGCGUGCACGUACAUCGCGGGACGAUGGCGGAAGUUCGUGUUUGCCGGUUCCUCGUGAUCCUCGCGCUGCUCACAGUCGUAUUAGUGCUCGGCCAGAAUCCAGUCGAGGAGAAAACCACCUUCGAAGCCGCGUUUCAAGGACGAUGCGGGCACGGGUCACCGUGCGAGCAGCUCUGCUACGAGCUUCACGACGGGAUGUACGAGUGUGACUGUCGGGACGGCUAUAUUCUUCAUAAAAAUGGAUACAGUUGCGCCGAGUUGAACUCGACGUCGCCGUCGACCAGCGAGCUCGGCGACUUGGUGGAGGAGGUCGAGAACGACGAGCUGAAUAAGGACACGGACGACGAUGAGGAUGCGGUCGAAGACAUCCUUUAUAUGCGCGGCGCGUCUUUUACGAUACACUUAGACCCGCCGCCGGAGAACGCUACUACGAAUUUAACGAAGAUUAACGACGAGACCAGCGCGCCUCUGGAUCGAGUCGAGUUAGGAGCCACGUCCCAAGGGCCGAAUUUGGAGCAGAAGCUUCCGUCGACGAUGAAGAGUAUAGUCAGCACAGAGCCGGCUUGCUCGUUGGAUUGCGGCUCGGCUGGAAAUUGCUACAUCGAGCAGUCUCGAGGCGACGACGUCGAGCUGGUGGCCGUCGACGGGGCCGAGAACGCGGCGGAUGAUGCCGCGGCGGUAGCCGCCUCGAUGGCGAUGGAUCUCGAAGGGAACGACGUCGCCCCGAGACGGAAGCAAGGGUCCUUCAGACAGAGAUGUCAAUGCCCCCUUGGCAGAGGCGGCGAUCGAUGUCAGCUCGAGGCGGAAGUCAGGUCGCCGCGUUUCACGGGCUCCAGUUGGCUGGCGUUCCCCGCGCUGAAGGCUGCCUACAAGCACGUCCAAUUAGAAUUGGAAUUCCGGCCGGAGGCGUGGGACGGGAUCCUGCUUCUUGCCGGGGAGAAGGACGAUCUUCAGGGCGACUUCAUGGCGUUGAUACUGCAUCAUGGCUUCAUCGAAUUUAGGUUCGAUUGUGGCAGUGGAGUCGGCACUGUUAGAAGUACGCAAACUGUCAAGCUCAACGAAUGGAACACGUUGACUGUCUACAGGCACCGAUGGGACGCUUGGAUCCAGCUGAAUCAAGAGAAACGUGUGGAGGGCAGAUCGAAGGGCUUGUUUGCGAGGAUUACCUUCCGUGAGCCGCUGUUCGUCGGUGGUCCCGGAAACACAACCGGCCUCGAGCGACUUCCGGUGAGAACCGGAUUUAAGGGCUGCGUCCGACAUUUGGAAGCCAAUGAACACCGCUAUCGUUUCCCUCUUACGCCGCAGGGGGACGCGACGAAUGGUUUCGACGUCGAGGAAUGCACCGCGGACAGGUGCAGCAAGGUUCCCUGUUCCCAUGGCGGGAAAUGCUUGACUACCGGCGGUGACACGGCCGUUUGCCUCUGCCCUCUCGGAUACACCGGUGACCUAUGCGAAACCAGAGUGGAUUUGCAGGUGCCGUCGUUCAACGGAUCCUCUUAUCUCCGUUACCCGGGAUUGGCGGACACGUCGCUAUCUUGGUUGGAAUUGGCUGUCACGCUGAAACCGACCGCUGCGGACGGCGUUAUACUUUACAACGGCCACCACAGCGACGCGACCGGUGACUUCAUCGCGCUGUACUUGUCCUCGGGACACGUCCAGUUCACCUUCGACCUGGGAACGGGCCCAGCCACCUUGAGAAGCGAGAAUCCGGUGCGGCUCGGCGAAUGGGUCGAGGUGCUGGUGUCGAGGACCGGACGCCUCGCGUCCCUCGAGGUCGAGGACGAUCCUCCGCAGGAAAUCCUGGCGCCAGGAGCUUUCACGCAACUGUCUCUCCCCUUGAAUCUUUACUUGGGCGGCGCGCCAUCAACGGACAUGUACUCGCCGAAGAUGAAGACCACCGCUAGCUUCGUGGGCUGCAUUCAGACUGUCAUUUUAAAUCGUCGUGAGAUCGGAAUUCUGGCUGAAGCGCUAGGCGGGGUGAACGUCGGAAACUGCGGACACGCGUGCGAGGCGAGGCCUUGCGGAGACGCGGAGUGCCGUCCUCUUCGGGACCGUUUCACCUGUCGUUGUCGGCCGGGCAUGCCGCACCCGUGUCCGGCGCCAGACGACAACACGAUCCUCGGCGCUUCACCAGCGAAGUCAAACGUCGGCACGCGCUACGAGAGAUCCGUGCCGAGCUUUUCCGGCAGCGAGAGUUAUCUACAUUACAACGACGCCGACACGAUGAAAAGGAUAAUCAGUUACAGAGUGGACAUCAAUAUGAGAUUCCGGGCAAGCAGCAGUAGCGGUUUGCUGCUGUGGAGUGGUCGCCAGGCGGAUCCGCAGGAACAAAGGGACGAAAACGACGAUUUUCUUGCCCUCGGCUUGGAUCGCGGUUAUCUGACUCUAGCGUACAAUCUUGGCUCCGGCGAAGCGGUUCUGCGAUACAAUUUAACGAGACUGGACGAUGAUCUAUGGCACCGUGUCCGGGCAGUCAGGAACGAACAGUGGGCCUCGCUGGUCGUUGACAGCGGCACUGGCGUUUCCGCGUCAUCGCCCGGACAGCUCAGGCAGUUGAACACUGACACGGGUCUUUAUGUUGGCGGUGCACCAGACAUCGUGAGGACAACGGGAGGCAGAUACACGAAAGGCAUCGUUGGGUGCAUCAGCGACCUGGUACUCGACUCGGACUUCUCCGUGGCACUGUCGUCACCGGCGCAGGCCACCAACACACACUCGUGCAUCCCCUGAAAGACACCAGUACCGUCCGACACUAGGUGGUUAGGUCCGCUCGGGCCAUUACUAGGAUAUGAAAAUACAUCACGAUGAAAAUUCGCUCGGCGAAGCCGAGGACAAAAGCGGCGACGAUGCAGCGGCGUUCAAGGCGGACGGCAUCAUCUGCAGGACACCUUGAACGCUAAUCCGACCGUAUCGACGUGCGAUUUAUACACGGAUCAUCACCCUUUUUGUACAGACUCAUCAACGACGAAAUUCUCCUGAAGAGAAUGUAAUAAAUCUUAAUGAAAGAAAGAAGAGGAAGAAAAACAGAGGAAAAAAAGAGAGAAAAGGAAACGAAAAAAGAAAAAGGAAGAUGGGAAGAAGAAACUGUAAGACUAUGUCAACAACGGUUGAAUUAGUGACGACAGCUUAUAACUGUAAAUAUUAAAUCGAAAGGUAAUCGCGGUGUGGAGAUCUAUCAGUCGCCUCGCGACGCAUAUCCAUUCUGUGGCAACUUCCGGUCGUAUGUCCAAUGCGGUCGCAUUGGGAAUCAAAUCCGAGUACAUGAAUGAACAAAGAUACGAGAACGUUCCGCUGCUUGACAUCCACAGAUUAUCGUCACUUUCUUUUCUUCUUACUCUGUGCUCCGGUUUAAUCACCUUUUCGUUUUUGUUGGCCCACUCCGUUCGCGUCGAAAACUUUCCAAUGGGAAUUUCGUUGCCGAGUUCCCGCGCGUCGGACGGAAGUUGUUACGUGAGGAACGUGUCUAGUCAGCCACGACUGUCUCCGGCCGGAUUAAGAACUCGACGGGGCGCGCCUCGAAGAGACCGCCCCUCGGCCUAAUAAGAUUAAAGUAUGGUAGAAAGUGCACAACCCCUCCGCGUCAAUUUUUAUUACGCCCUCCGACCGGACGUCGCGCGAAAGCUUCGAUCACGAGCCAUUGUCGGCUUCGAUCCCGCCAAGAGUAAAAGGGGAUGCGCGGCCGAACGGUGCACUCGUGCCGAUUCCCUUUCGGGCUACCUUAAAAACAUUUUCAGCCACUUCGACGCGCCACCCCAGGCUGAAUCCGAUGUCUGCCAAGGGUUUCCCACCGUUCUCUGCGGUAGCUGCAUCGAGCUACGUAUGCGUUCCGCGUACAGCUUCGCUGUACCUGCCGGCUGAUCUAGUCAAAGAGUUGCAGGCUGUUCCUUUGUGGGAACAGUAAAAGUAGCAACUGAACGCUUCCUUCUUUGUUUUGGAAUUUGAUCUAGCUUUUUGUAAUACUUGAUGAGAUUACCUUCCACGCGUUUCAGACAUUUCUUUUUAUUGGAUAAAUAGACAGUUUUGCAAUUCUGAUUAAUUCAUCUAAUUUUGUGUUUGCUACUACAUAUGUAAUCGGUCACUUUUACACAUUGUUUUCUUAUGUUCUUGAAGCUGUACAUCUCAGCGUUUACGUAUAAUUUAAAGAGAGAAGGUGAACUUUUCGUUUUGAGAAUGUAUAUCCCGCGAUGUCCCUUCUGUGACACGAAAGGCCUGAAAUAACGAAAAAAGAAUUUUCUGGAAAUAUCAAUUAGAAAGCUUCUUUGGCUGUUUGUAAAGAAACUGCUUGUAACACUUGAUCGUGGACCAUUCUGAAUAGCAUACGUAGCGCCGUAUAAUUUUCGCACGUUCGAGCGGAGGCCUCGGACGCUCGAUAGAGAGGUAUAAUAGUCGAGCGAGUGAAAUUAAAUCAAUUACGAAAGGUACAAGAAGGACCAAAAGCAAUCGACAUCAUCGACGAUGCAAAUAGGUGGAAUCCCCGUGAUGAAGUUAAAACGCUAUGCGCGGAGAUAGCAUCUUCCCUUCAAAAACGCGUUCAUUGACGCCGCCAUUUUGUUUACCUGGCGCAGUGUCUCGAGGUGGUAUUCCCGUUUGUAAAAUUAAAAUACAAGCAUUUUCUUUCCAAAACCGAAACAUAAAACAAUCAAAUUCAAUUAAUGCAUAUUCUCUCAUUCCAAUUCAAUUAAUAAACUCCAUCGAAAUAGAUUUAAAUCGAUUAAACUGAAUCGCUGGAACAAAAUCUGCCUAACAAAUUCCAAUUAAGCAAAAAUUGUUUCAAUGAGGAACCAUUGUGUUUGAUCAACGUCAAAUCUUUCGCGUAUGGAUGAUUAGCGGAAUGAAAUCGUAUAUUAAAUUAAUCGAAUAUUACUUUGACCGACGCGUCAAUCGAAUUUGGGUGAUAUAACUUUUUGUGCAGAUUUAAAAGUGAAUUUUCUCAAUAAUAUAGCAAAUCGAAUUUUGUUGGAUCAGUGAUAUGCAAGAAGACUAAGAAAAUAAUCACUAGGAAAGAUCUUGACUUUCCAAUUUCUGUUCCGUUAAGAAAAUUGCUUUAAUCGUACGAAUAACUUAAUGAGUACUGAUUUGAUUAACUCAACCUCGAAUCUCUUGUUCAACUGUACCUUCUAAAAGUACAACCAUUUAGUUACAAUUUUGAAUGGGAAUACUUGUCUAAAGGAAGUUUGAUCAUCGUUAUCUACGACAGUUAUUGAUGAAUAUUUUUCAAACAGCAAAAAACGGUGGCUAAGCAAUGAAUAUCGAAGGUGCCGUCUCUGCGCACGGAUUAUUCGAAAUUCGCGUCGCUUUUGCGUCUAAACGGGUAGGCACGCGGGACGAGGAGGAUUGUUGGCGUGCGUGCAGGGAGAACCCCGCGCGUUCGUGUUCACGAGAAAACCACUAUGCUUCGUAAUUGUACUUCCACAAUUGGCAGCGUACGCUCCUCAACGUUUCCGCUUAAGAAGCACGAGCCGCACGUUCUUAAUGGUUAAAUAUCUGUAUAAAGGAAUUUAGCGACUUAAUACGGAGAUAUCCCCGCAUAUUUUCUUAACUUGAUAGGACUUUUUCAAGCAACCCUGAGGAAACGGAUCUAGUACACGUGUUAACCCUUCCGGCAACGUUAUUUGAAUGAUUAUUGGCACUGGUACACGGUGAAAUGAAAAAGAAAUUACUAAGAAUUCUUUUCAUUUAGCACUGUUAAAUUUGCAAUGUUAAAUUUCUAUCAUAUUAACACUAAAAUAUUUGCACCAUUAAAUUUGUAUCAUAUUAAUGCAAGUACAAAUUAGCUUUGCGGAAACGUUACAUGAGUAUUGACAAUUUUAUCUUAACUCCAAUUCAAUUCGGAAUAAGAUAUUACUUUAUCUUGUUUACCAGUCGAUGUUUUAACUUUUUGCACUCGAUUUAUUUUCAAUGUUGUUGGGUGUAAACUUGUAUUUUAUUUUUAUUGUAGUAAUCUACAGCCGUAGAAUUCAACGUUUCAUAUUCACUUUAUAUAUUAUUAUAAUAAGAUUUAAUUUUUAUAAUCCUUUAAAGUGCGGUACUUUUUCAAACAAUUUCCAACGUUCUAUAACAAAUUCGUAUUGUAAUCUUCGACAUGAUAUACGUGUGCAAAGGGGUAAUAUAUUUUAGUGACAUUAUUUGGUUUACAUUAUUUGAUAAAAAAAAUAACUGAAAUUCAUGCCGGGAGGAUUAAAGAGAAGGAGAGAGCCGAUCGGAAUCGAUCAGCGUGGUCAAUACGUAUACACGUCAUAUCGUAAGGAAUACGAGGAAAGCGGAAGGACAGAAGCGUAUAAUGAACGAAUUGGGGGAUAAAGAAAGGAGUGUGGUACACUUUAAUUUCUCCGUUUGCGUCGAGAAAUGAUUUCACCGGGCGAGAACCGGACCGUAUCGAAUCGAAUCGAACCGAACACAUCAGAAAAGCAAUCGGCUGUAGUCAAUUUUGUACGAAUGUUAUUUUCUUGAAAUUAUAUAAAUGAAACACAAAUAUCAAAGGUGAAUGGUAGUUACGUAGAAAGUACAAUUAUAUAAAUAUAAACGAUUACACGUGAAGUCUAGCGAUAUAUAAGAGGCGUAUGUAUCCCGGCGCGGAUGUAUUUUAGCCUGCCUCGAGGGCUACCACCUACUUACUUACUUCCUUUCGCCGGUACACCGUUUCACUUUGCACAAUUCACCCGCAACGUGUUGUUAAUCGACCUCCGUGCGACUCUACGAGCUUUGUACACAUGUAAAUUUACACAACGAGUUUCAGUUUGCGCGGCCCCGCUGUGUCGCACUUUCUUCAACGAACACGCGACGCGACGCAACAUUCAACGUUCUGUCCCAACUGCGAUUGAAUUAAAGUAGAUUGAUCGCUCAAGGCGUUACACUGUUUAUGCUUGCUACACAUAGUACAAUUAAUAAAUUUGUAGCUUGAUAACUCAUUUAUAAAGAGAAGUUGCUUUCUUGUUUCAUCUUUACGUUUACUGUGAAGACCAAUUGUUUAUGGGAGAAGAAUAAUAUUUCUAAGUUUAGCUGUUUGUUUCUUUCUCGUUUAGCGAAAAAGGCACUAAAGUUAGCAAAUUUAACAACGUUUUAAUGAUAAUUUGAUUAUAUAAUCAUCAGUUUUAGAGGGCAUAAUGAUGUACCCACUUAUAAUGAUUUUAUGCAUUUGUCAAAAAUAUGAGGCGUGCCUGAAUAACAAGAUUGGAAGGAAAUUAUAAAUGUUCCCAAUUUAAUCUCGGUUUAAUAAUACCAUUGUUACAAACAAUUCGAUUAUUUAGUAAGAGGUACGAACUCUAUGAAAAUACAUAACUCUAGAGUAAUGUGAAACUUAGUAUUGAAGAAAAUCCUAUAGAAACAGUAAGAAAAAUUUCUGCGAGCGAUUAAUUAAUUUUUCUUCAACGACCAGCGGCCAGUUUCUUUGCGCAUAGAGAAUGCACUUGUCCCGACGUUUUAUUAAUUGUAUUCCCAUCACCACUGGAUAUAAGGUUCCUGAACGAUGUUUGCUGUUACUGCGUGACAGCGUGUAAGAAUUUUCAUUUCUCGUUUCAAACUUCUCAUCAGACCAUUGUACAUUACGAUUGAUUUUAACAAACUUAAAGUAAGGCAAUCUUCUCGGAGUAUUUUAAUCGUACUGACGCGUCGUGGCACUGUAAAGUAUUAUGUUUAUUCUACCUUAAGUUCAGGAUGCGUGUCAGGUUGUUUCAAUCAAACGAUAAUUGAAAAUAAAACUGUGAAUUAUAUGUCUUCGUGUAUUAUCACUUGUAAGAAAAUAUUUAAUCGGACAAGCGGAACGUCUGUAAUCAAAAUUACACCGAUAUUAAAAAUAAUAUAUUUACCAUUUUACUAGUUCACCAUUUCAUUCGUUCAAGAAAUUGAAUAUCUUUUAAUCGACUAUUCUUCCACUCUUUCUAUUUAUAUUUCCUAAAAGGUUCUGCCCACCACACUUUAUACGACAUUAUUAUUUACCUUAAAUGUGUGUGUAAAUAAAUUUUACAAUAAUAAUAAUUACAAUAACAAAUAUUUUACUCGAUUAGAUAUUUUCUUCCAAAGAUAAUAUCACAUGCUCGUUGUCUUAAAAGAUACGCUAUAAUUGCGAAUCAACCUGACAAAGCCAUUUAUUCGUGCAUAACUACCCUUAGAGCAGACCUUAACUCUUGUGCACCGUUCAGGGUCGAUCUGAUCCGAAACGAAACUUUUGCUUUCAGUAAAUUUUCAUAUUAGAAACUGCAUUAAAAAAGUCCUACUACCAAAAAUGUAUUAAAAAUUCAUCUUGAACUUCUCGUAAGUAUUACCCAAAAGUUUACUAACGCAAUAACUGUAGUGUAACGGUACACAAGGGUUGAACGACUCUAAAGACAAUUUACAGACCUCGUUUGUCUCGGAAUUAAAAUGAACCGCAAUUCAAUUUUUCCAACGACAACGUUAAGUUCAUGGAAAAGGGCAGACGAAGCAUCGAACGUCGAGCCUGUCCAUUUCGUCUCGCAAAGUAUCCGGAAACCGGAAGAAAUUGUUUUCGCGAUCAGCGCGUACGUUGCAAAACGACCAAAAGGAGCAAAAAAAGAAAAAGAAAAUAAAAAAUAGGAGUAACGAAGAAAUAAGAGACACGGCUGACAUGCGUUUUUUCAAAUCCGGAACGAGGAGAAAUCGAAUCGCUGGAUAUCACAACCUUGGACGGAAGAAUCGAGAAUAUAAGGAAUGGGGGUAAACGGGAAGAUGGGAAAAGAACGCUAUAUUGAAAACGAUAAAACAAAAAAAAAUAUCAUACAUAUUAAUAUAUAAUAGAUAUUAUAUUAUUACUGAAUAUUAUAUUAAUAUAUGAUGCUAUAUAUUAAAUAUUUCUAUUAUGUCCGUCUGCAAAGUCUAUUAGAAGAGUCUAUCCUGUCAACCUAUUCUUGCGACCCACGUGAGUCUCCUCGAAUAUAUAUGUAUAUACAUAUAUGUAAGUGUGUGUAUGCAUGUAUGUAUGCAUAAUAGAAUGGCCGAAAAGGGGAAAAAACGAAUUUCUUUUUUCACAUUUCAAUGCUACUGGGAAAAGUGGGGAAACAAAGACGAGCACGAGUCUAUUGAUGUAAGACGACUUUCGUCGAAGACAUUUGAGAUUGUUCUGUCGCUCUCUUUCUCUUUUGGUCUGUCACACUUUCUCUCUGUCUGGCUCUCUCUCUUUUUCUCUCUCUCUCUUUCUCUGUCUCUCUAUUUUUCUCUCCCUUUCUCUCUGUCUGUCUCUCUAUUUUUCUCUCUCUCUCUCUCUCUCUCUCUCUCUCUAUCUCUAUCUCUCUAUCUGUCUAUCUGUCUCACCUCGGGUAAUUAUUAUUCGUGUAGGUCGACGAUUAAUUCCAGCGAAGGAGCUUAUCGGAUUCGAAAAUAUCACGCGAAUGCGCACUGAUCAUUGUUUUAUUAGAGGACCGUGGCAUCGAAAACGCUUACCAUCGUGCGCUUAAGUUUGAAAUUGUCUCGGAGAAAGAAUGUUUUUGGGAAGGAAACUUAAAACAUAUCUUUCGCAUUUACGUAAGGUCUACGUAAGUAAUAGUAAUCUUUAGAUUUUUCGAUUGUUAACGACAGAAUGGAUCGUUUCAGUCACCGUCUUUCGUUUAUAACUUCUGUUAAACGAAUUCCGUUCCCACGAAUCAUUUUUCCCAAGUCAUUAACUUUCCUUUCGUUUUUACUUUCUUUGUGAAAUCGUAUAUUGUAAGUGUUACGUGUUUCUACAAUGUAGACGAUUAUUGUACAAUUGUUUAAGAGAACUACUUAAACGUGUUGCGUACGAUAGUGUUUAUACAAAAGAGAUUUAUGGGAUUUCCAAGAGUUUCUCUGUAACUUGAAUUGUCGUCCUACGUUUUAUCGGUCGCCAUAUCUGAGAACACUUGACGAUUCGAGGUAAAUCUAUUUCUUCGAUCUAGUGCCACGCGAUGCAAUAAUUUAACGAGUUGUGUAUGUAUAUGUUGGAACACGCAGUGGUAUAAAUUCAUAUGAGCAAAUGUGUGUGUCUCAGCCCAUGUUGUCGAAGCAUCAAUAAA
This is a messenger RNA of Nomia melanderi (Alkali bee), 10355 nucleotides long. Its product is annotated as pikachurin. The record is from RefSeq and is a predicted model, not a curated record. Gene Ontology annotation, molecular function: calcium ion binding. Lineage: Eukaryota; Metazoa; Arthropoda; Insecta; Hymenoptera; Halictidae.